Molecule: messenger RNA, 1193 nt
Organism: Cuscuta campestris
Lineage: Eukaryota; Viridiplantae; Streptophyta; Magnoliopsida; Solanales; Convolvulaceae
Source: the annotation of a GenBank genome assembly
CAUAAUUUUGGUCUGAAAUGUGCUGCACUUUGAAAGUUAUUUACCAACAGCAGCCAUCAACCGCACGAUCAUCAUUUCCGCAGAUUCUCCCUCCGAUCUCCUCUCCCUCCGAUCCGAAACCCUCAUCGCCAUGGGAGAAUCUCGUGACUCCUUCGUCCACCACGCUCUUGGCGGCGGCGCAGUUGCAGAUGUGCUGUUAUGGAGGACAUGGCAUGGGAGUGUCACUGUGCUCUUAGGUUCCUCUGCUUUUUGGUUCCUAUUUGAACGGGCCGGCUAUAAUAUACUGUCCUUUGUCUCCAAUGUGCUUUUGCUUCUAGUCAUAAUCCUCUUUUUCUGGGCCAAGUCUGCUUCACUUCUCAACAGACCCUUACCUCCCCUUCCUGAUAUGGAGAUUUCGGAAGAGAGCAUUGCAAAUGCUGGUGAAGUGAUGCGUGUUUGGGUUAACCAAGUACUAGCAAUAGCACAUGACAUUGCCAUUGGAGGGAAUGUUCGGCUUUUUGUUCAGGUUGCUUUCGGCUUGUCAGCAAUUUCAUAUGUUGGAAGCUUCUUCAACUUUCUAACUCUGAUCUACCUGGGAAUUCUUUUCAGUCUAGCUAUACCUCCACUAUAUGAGAAAUACCAAGAUCAGAUUGACGAUAAGCUUAUUUUGGCGCAUAAUUUAAUCCUAUCACAGUAUAGGAAAAUCGAUGUUACAAUUCUGAAAAAGAUUCCCAUGCAUCUAAACAAAGAAAAGAAGAUUCAGUAGUAAAAAAAGGAUGGGCUGCCCCGGUGCUACAUAGUAUAGAGAGUGCUGAUAGAAUGCAAAUACCCUUUUUUUUAUUGUUGUUGUUGAGAUGUAACUAAUUGUGGUAAUUCAUAUGUUUGGCAUUUGAACAAAUGCAAGUUUUCUAUUGUGCUUUGGAUAGUCGAUUGUUUGCGGUGUUCGUUGUUGAUUCAUUUUACGACUCUGAUGUUCAUGGCUUUCCAUUGCAACCUCGUGUGCUGUUCCUUUUUUGUGUGUGGGGGAGAAGAACAAUAUCUUGAAAUGCCCGUGAUCGAAUCUACCUGGUGUUUAAGAUUGUAAACAAAUCGAAUCAAACCAAAGCAUUUAAAUCUAUAUUUGUUUAUUUUUUUUGAAUUCAAAUAUGAAACAAAUUUUAAAUGAGUUUUUGUUUGAUUGAUAUUCAAAUAAUUAAUGAAUAUCUAAGUAGUGG